Molecule: messenger RNA, 298 nt
Organism: Candidula unifasciata
Lineage: Eukaryota; Metazoa; Mollusca; Gastropoda; Stylommatophora; Geomitridae
Source: the annotation of a GenBank genome assembly
GGUCUGAACACCAUCGUACUAAACACGCUGGUACCUGUAUCAUUGACCGUGAAUGCCCGACACAGUGUGUAUGUUUGGGUACAACUCUUGAUUGCUCCAAAAGAGAAUUGCUGGACAUACCUGCCGACCUUCCCAUUUACACUACCGAACUAAAACUGGGAAGUAACAAAAUCACUCGCAUCAGGGCAGAUGGUCUCUUUAAACGACUUCCAAAUCUUCAAAUACUGGAUCUCAGUGACAACAAGAUUCACGAGAUUGAAGAUAUGGCUUUUGAGAAAGGAGAUAAACUAACAGAUCU